This is a messenger RNA of Fusarium coffeatum, 4221 nucleotides long. RefSeq lists its product as uncharacterized. Gene Ontology annotation, cellular component: nuclear pore inner ring; nuclear pore. Lineage: Eukaryota; Fungi; Ascomycota; Sordariomycetes; Hypocreales; Nectriaceae. Bases 1 to 4221 code for a protein of 1406 amino acids. The record is from RefSeq and is a predicted model, not a curated record. The transcript is spliced from 3 exons. Gene Ontology annotation, molecular function: structural constituent of nuclear pore. Gene Ontology annotation, biological process: RNA export from nucleus; transcription-dependent tethering of RNA polymerase II gene DNA at nuclear periphery; protein localization to nuclear inner membrane.
AUGUCGUUUCCACAAACAACUCCGGUUCGCCCAGUUCCUGGCGCAUUCUUGAAUACGCCGGCUGUUGCUUCCAGAUUUCAGCAGGGUCAAGAUCCUGUGCGCCGACAGCUGUUCCCAGUUUCUGAGAGCAGCCCGUCCGUUUCGAAUCUUAGGAGUCCUGCGCCGCCAUCUUCAGGCUCAUCGCGACCCGUCAACGCCGCUGGUUCAUUAGUACCUAGGUCAACUAAUAGCGAUGGCUUGAUCGCUCCCGCCCAGCUGCCACCUCCACGAGCGGAGAAUGUAGCCCCCGUUGUCAAGGCCGCCAGGGCUAUUAACCAAUGCCUUCAGGCCGAUGGACGCUACCCCGACCUCGAUUCAUACUGCAGACAGGGCGCGUCUUCCGAUUACGAUCUCGAAAACACCGAUUCCGCCAUGGCCCCAUUUCACAAGACUCAAAUGUAUCCUAUCCCGAACCAAGUCUUCGAUCACUACAACGCUGGCGAGCUCCAAACUCUUAUGGGUCUAUUUGCUGAGAUUAACCAUGCUUGGGUUGUUAUUGACAACUCCUUGUUUCUAUGGGACUACACGCAUCCUGACCCCGAGCUCAUCGGAUUCGAAGACUCACCGCAUACUAUCCACGCCGUCGCGCUCGUUCCCCCUAAGCCGGGCAUUUUCGUGGCCUCAAUUACUCAUAUUUUAGUCGUCGCGACCUCUCAGGAGAUAGUGCUACUGGGUGUUGGAGCUUCCGAUACUCCCUCCGGUACCAAGUCAGUCAGCCUCUACCAGACGAAAAUGAGCCUUCCUCUUCGUGGCAUCGAAGUUCGCGUAAUCAGUGGAUCCGCCAACGGUCGAGUUUUCUUUGGUGGUAGCAACGACAUCGAUAUUCAUGAGCUUUACUACCAAUCCGAAGAGAAGUGGUUCUCCAACCGAUGUGGAAAGAUUAACCAUACCAACCCCGGCUGGUCUUCAGUUGUCACCCUACAAGGAGGUUUCUGGUCGCAAAAGUCUCCCGAACACCUUGUUGAUAUCGUGAUCGACGAUUCGAGAAGCCUUGUAUACACCCUCUCGAGCCGCUCAACCAUCCGAACAUACCAUAUGGAGUCGCCCGAUCGACUGAACAAGGUUAUCGAGAAGGAGAAGGUCCACUGUCUUCGAGAUAUCGCCCAUAUGAUCAGCCAGUCUCGUCUGUUGACCGACAAGGUUCAAAUCGUUGCGAUUAGUCCCAUUUCUAAACAGGAGGCAGCGAAAUUGCAUCUGAUGGCCUUGACAAAUACUGGAUGCAGACUGUUCUUUAGCGCUACUAGUGCUGCGUCCUAUUUGUACGGCUCAUCGACCAACCUGGCUCCCCAGAGUAUGCAGGUUCAGUUUAUCAAGUUUCCUCCAGGCCAGAGCGCUAGAAGAUCGCCCUAUCCUGGUGGUGAAACGAUUGUCGAUCUCGAAUCCCCUGCUCUGACAAACAGCCGAAAGGGCGCGCGAUUCUCGCCUGGAUACUUCCUCGAUUUUGUCUGCAAGGAAACGAACCAACACGAAGAUACUCUAUUUAUUUCUGGACCCGAGACGGGACGUCUUAAGAACACAGUCCCCACCUCGCCUCUGAAAUACCACGAGAGCGGCAUCUGGAUUGAUAUUGGAAGUCGGGCUGAGGCGGUGGGACUCAUUGGAAAGCCGUUCGCCGCUGCAGGACAGCCUGUGGGUUUUGGUAACGAGCUGGCUGUUCAGUUCGACGAUGCGCCCAGCGAGUUUGCGAUUCUCACCAACACUGGAGUUCACAUCAUCCGACGUAGACGUUUUGUGGAUAUCUUUGCUUCUGCUAUUCGAGGUGCUGUUGGAGACGAAGGAUUAGAGCUUGUCUGCCGCCGGUUUAUUAACACUUACGGCCGAGUGGAGACAGUUACUACUGCUUUGGCUGUUGCUUGUGGUCAUGGAGGUGACUCCCGACCUGGCGCAGCACGUGCGAUUGACCAGGCCACUGAAGACCGGGCCCGAUCCGUCUUUGUCGACUUUGGUGGACAGCCCACCAUGGCCGAGACUGACAGCGCAUCUCUCACAAUAGACUCUGUCAACCUGUCUUCCCGACACGACGCCCUGGCUCUGUACCUCUCUCGACUGAUUCGCCAGUUGUGGAAGUCUACAGUCAUCACCCCUGGUGUGUCCCCUACGGGCGGCAUCACCAUCGCUUCUACAAUCCCUCUUUCUAAGCUCAGCACUGUUCAAGAAGCCCUGGAGCGUCUAAGGAGGUUCCUCGACUCCAACCGUGGCCUUAUCCAGGGUCUGUCUGGUCCUUCUGAUCUCCAGCAUGUGUCUAGUCGCCAGGAGGAGGUCGCCCUUCAAGCCGAGCACCAGGCUCUGCAUGCUCUGCAGAAGUUGAUGGAGAGCAUCUCAGAGGGUAUUUCCUUUGUUCUGAUGCUCUUCGACGAGCGCGUGUCUGAUAUCUACACUCGUCUUGACGACACCGCUCGCCAACAGCUUAGGGAACUCACAUACGAGAAGCUUUUCUCUCAAACAGAUGGCAAGGAUCUGGCUAAGCUCCUUGUCAAGGCUAUUGUUAACCGCAACAUUGAGAGUGGCUCCAACGUUGAGACCGUUGCCGACGCCCUGCGACGCCGAUGUGGCAGCUUCUGCAGCCCAGAUGAUGUCGUCACUUUCAAGGCCCAAGAGCAGCUCAAGCGUGCUUCUGACCAACCUCUUCAGACUAACCAGUCCCGAAGCUUGCUGCACGAAAGUCUCAGACUAUUUGAGAAGGUUGCUGGCAGCCUCACUUUCGCCAACCUCCAGACCGCUGUCCAACAAUAUAUCGACCUCAAGUACUAUGCCGGCGCUGUCCAGCUGUGCCUGGUUGUGGCACGGGAGAAGGAUAGGGGUAACACAGCUCUUGCUUGGGUCAAUGAUGGCAAGCCUUCAAGUGACCCUCGAGCCAAUGCUUUCAACGACCGCAAGCGUUGUUAUGAUAUGAUUCACGAUGUCUUGAGCCACCUGGACGCUGCAUCAAGCAGUGAGCCUGAAAUGGUUGACGGCCGACUGACUCUUAUCGCAACCAAGAGGCUUGAGGCCUACAAGGUGGUGAAUGAGUCCGAUGAUGAGGUGUUCCAUUUCGACCUUUAUGAGUGGUAUAUUCAACAAGGAUGGACCGACCGCAUCUUGGCUAUCGAAUCGAACCACGUGGUUACCUUCCUCCAGCGACUUGCUGGUACCAAUAUCGAGCAUGCUGAUCUGCUGUGUCGUUUCUACACCAACCGCAGCCGAUUCUUUGAUGCAGCUGAGGUUCAGGCUGAACUUGCUAACUCCGAUUUCCCCAUCAGCAUCAAGGACCGAAUCAGAUUGCUCAGUCUGGCCAAGGCCAAUGCCAAUGUCUCUACAACUGGUAUUAGCCGACAGCAGCAGCAAAUGCUCAACCACAGUGUCACUGAGUUGCUCGAGAUUGCACACAUCCAGGAUGAUUUGUUGGAGCGAUUGAGAGCUGAUGACCGUAUCGAUCCUGAGAGGGCUAUUGAGAUUGAGGAUGCUCUCAAGGGCAAGAUUCAAGGUCUCUCCGAGCUGUUUAAUGACUACGCCGACCAGGCCGGUUACUACGACCUCUGUCUGCUUAUUUACCAUGUGGCUGAUUACCGUAACCAUAUGACGAUUUCGGGUACCUGGAACAACUUGAUCCAGCAGACACACGAUGAAGUCAUGUCUCGUCUGGAGAUGUCAGAACCCGGCAUGCCCUCGCCACCCCUACCCUACGAAGCCGUCACCAGCAAGAUCCAAAACAUUGCCCACCGUACAUCACUCGACAGCUUCAUUUUCCCCAUCCAAGACCUCCUACCAGAACUCUGCCGCUACGCUGUGGCGCAACAACAAGAUGCCACAAUUGGUGCUGAUCCUACCUGGCCAGUCCAGCUGUUCCUCACCUUGGGUGUUUCUCAUGACAUGAUUGUCCGAGUGCUGGAAGGUGUUUUCGAUAGCCAAGAUUACGGUUUCAGCGGAUCCGUAAGAAACCGCAUGAUUGAGCUUAUUGUUUAUGUUGUUAGCGACUGGGUGGCCGAAGCCCGCCGACGUGGUGGUGCAGGCAAGGGCGGCGCCAUUGGCCCCUCUGUAGCCGACCUCCUCAAGAGAUGCGACGCCGCCCUGCCUCCUCCCGGACAUGGCAACAACGCCGGCGGUGCAGACCUGGCCGAUGUCAGGCGGGUGCUCAAGGGACUGAAGCAAGAGGUUGAGGGUCUUUCGCAACGGGUGCCUACAGGAAGUCUCAGAUUUGCAUAA